Messenger RNA from Peromyscus maniculatus bairdii (prairie deer mouse), 1865 nucleotides. RefSeq names its product polyunsaturated fatty acid lipoxygenase ALOX12. NCBI's taxonomy places the organism in Eukaryota, Metazoa, Chordata, Mammalia, Rodentia, Cricetidae. Gene Ontology annotation, molecular function: protein binding; oxidoreductase activity, acting on single donors with incorporation of molecular oxygen, incorporation of two atoms of oxygen; iron ion binding. Gene Ontology annotation, biological process: lipid oxidation. The record is from RefSeq and is a predicted model, not a curated record.
CCCCACAGGAGGAGGAGUUUGACUUCGAUGUUGCCGAGGACUUGGGGCCACUGCAGUUUGUGAAACUCCACAAACAGCACACAGUGGUGGACGACGCCUGGUUCUGCAACCUCAUCGCGAUUCAGGCGCCCGGAACAAGCGCGGAGGCAGUGUUCCCCUGCUACCGCUGGGUGCAGGGAGAGGGAGUACUAAGCCUGCCCGAGGGUACAGCCCGCCUGGCAGGAGACAAUGCCUUGGAUGUCUUCCAGCAGCAUCGAGAGAAGGAACUGAAGGAGAGACAGCAGAUCUACCGCUGGGCCACCUGGAAGGAAGGCUUACCUCAGACAAUAGCGGCCGACUGUAAGGAUGACCUGCCUCUCAAUAUGAGAUUCCACGAGGAGAAGAGGCUGGACUUUGAAUGGACGCUGAAGGCGGGGGUUCUGGAAAUGGGUCUCAAACGUGUUUACACCCUCCUGAGAAGCUGGAGCCGUCUGGAAGACUUUGAUCAGAUCUUCUGGGGCCAGAAGAGUGCCUUGGCUGAGAAGGUUCACCGGUGCUGGCAGGAUGAUGAGCUUUUUGGCUACCAGUUCCUCAACGGUGCCAACCCCAUGCUGUUGAGACGCUCCGCCUCUCUGCCCUCCAGGCUGGUACUGCCCUCUGGGACAGAGGAGCUCCAAGCCCAGUUGGAGAAAGAACUCCAGAAUGGUUCCCUGUUUGAAGUUGACUUUAUUCUGCUGGAUGGGAUUCCAGCCAACGUGAUCCGAGGAGAGCAGCAGUACCUGGCUGCCCCUCUUGUCAUGCUGAGGAUGGACCCCAGUGGGAAGCUGCUACCCAUGGCUAUCCAGAUUCAGCCUCCCAGUUCCAGCUCCCCAGCUCCAACAUUGUUCCUGCCCUCAGAUCCUCCUCUUGCCUGGCUCUUGGCUAAGAUCUGGGUCCGAAGUUCAGAUUUCCAACUGCAGGAGCUCCAGUUCCAUUUGCUGAACACUCAUCUGGUGGCUGAGGUCAUCGCUGUUGCCACCAUGAGGUGCCUCCCAGGACUGCACCCUAUCUUCAAGCUCCUAGUUCCCCACAUCCGUUACACUAUGGAAAUCAACACACGAAGCCGGACCCAGCUCAUCUCAGAUGGGGGAAUAUUUGAUCAGGUAGUGAGCACAGGAGGAGGGGGCCACGUUCAGCUGCUCAAUCGGGCAAUGGCCCAGCUGACUUACUGCUCCCUCUGUCCUCCUGACGACCUGGCUGACCGAGGCCUGCUGAGACUCCCAAGUGCUCUCUAUGCUCAGGAUGCUUUGCAGCUCUGGGAAGUCACUGCCAGGUACGUGGAAGGGAUGGUCCACCUCUUCUACCAGAGUGACGACAUUGUGAGGGGAGACCCAGAGCUGCAGGCCUGGUGUCGGGAGAUCACUGAGGUGGGGCUGUGCCAUGCCCAGGACAGAGGUUUCCCUGUCUCCUUCCAGACCCGGGCUCAGCUGGGCCAUUUCCUUACCAUGUGUAUCUUCACGUGCACUGCCCAGCAUGCUGCCAUCAACCAGGGCCAGCUGGACUGGUUCGGUUGGGUACCUAAUGCUCCAUGCACAAUGAGGAUGCCCCCACCCACCAACAAGGAAGGCGUUACUAUGGAGACGGUGAUGGGCUCACUACCCGACAUUCACAAGUCCUGUCUUCAAAUGACCAUCACAUGGCAUCUGGGUCGCCUCCAGCCAGACAUGGUACCCCUAGGACAACACAAAGAAAAAUAUUUCUCAGAUCCCAGGACCAAAACUGUGCUCAGCCGAUUUCAAGCAGAUUUGGGGAAUUUGGAAAGAGAGAUUAUAGCCCGGAAUGAGCAACUUGACCUGCCCUAUGAAUACCUCAAGCCCAGCCGCAUAGAGAACAGUAUCACCAUCUGA